UUCGUCAACAGUGCGAGUACAAGAAAUUACUUUUCGUUGUCGCGGUGUGUGGCAGAUAAUUAUCAUCAUGUUCGCUAAGAUCGCUGUAUUAAUGUGCGCUCUGACCGCUCCUGGGUACGGCAAACCGCUGGUCGUCGACGUCGUACAGCACGCACCGUUGGGCACGAUCGGCGUUGCUCACGCUCCGAUUCUCAAAGCUGAACAGUUCGACGCCCAUCCACAGUACAAGUUCGAGUACGGAGUGCAGGACUCUUCUACUGGCGACCAGAAAACCCAACAGGAAGUCAGAGACGGUGACGUCGUCAAAGGUACCUACAGCCUAGUGGAACCAGACGGCAGUAAAAGAACCGUAGACUACACCGCCGAUCCUAUCAACGGAUUCAACGCCGUAGUACGCAAAGAACCACUUAAUCAUCCAACUCCUCUGACUGUAGCACACGCCCCAUUAGCUAUAGCUCAUUCUCCGGUAGCUCUAGCUCACGCGCCCAUAACAGUAGCUCACGCACCAGUAGCAAUAGCUCACGCCCCAAUAACCGUAGCUCACGCACCUCUAGCUGUAGCCCAUCCAACUGUAGCAAUUGCGCAGGCGCCUUUAGCUGUGGCUCAUGCGCCUUUAGGGUACUCUACUGCCAUAACUCACGAUGCUGUUGCUUAUGCGCAUGCUCCUGUUGCCCUAACUUCCCCGUUGUCAGCAAUCAGCCACCAGAGUAGUACGGUUCUUCAUUGAUGAUUUCGUAUGUCUACUUAUAUUUCAUCUCAAUCAUUUCGAUAAAAUGGCACUCAUUUAAUUUAUUCAAUAAAGUUUCCACUUCAAGAACAUA
This is a messenger RNA of Leptinotarsa decemlineata (Colorado potato beetle), 821 nucleotides long. RefSeq lists its product as uncharacterized. The record is from RefSeq and is a predicted model, not a curated record. Lineage: Eukaryota; Metazoa; Arthropoda; Insecta; Coleoptera; Chrysomelidae. Gene Ontology annotation, cellular component: extracellular matrix.